AUGACGCAGAACUUGGAAAACACGCCGCUCACGUCGGGAGAGAACGGAAGCUUGGCCACUUCGGAGAAGCCAGUUAAAGCAGAAGACACGGUGAAGGGGAUUCAGGUCAAGUCUUCUGAUGGAAAACUGCAUAAUCUGAUCUAUAAUGAAACGAGAAAUACGUUGACAUUCGCUCUGCAUGGGUAAGUCUUUCCCAGGUUCCGUAACAGAUCCAACCCUCUUUUUAUAUAUAUCGUACGUUAACUGUAAGAACUUUUCAGUAAUAAGCGUAGAGAGCUAACGAUAAACUACAACGAGAUCCUCGCCAUACGUUCCAGUCCAGUCAAAAUCUAUGGUGGACUACCGAAGAAGGUGGAUCCUGAUGAGCAUAACAAAAAGAAUCCCAAUGCUUUGUACAUAUACUAUACCUACAGACAGAACAUAUACCUAUGGAGGGUGAGGGAAGCUGCUGUCUUCUUCUUAACUACUCGAGACAAAGAACAAUGGGAAGAGAUGUUGAAGAAGCCGUUACAAGGUAAAAGUCUCAAGAGUACCAUGGUUACCUGUUUUAGAGCUGAAAGAACGUGCCUCCAACAUUCUGAUUUUCAUAAACCCAUACGGAGGUAAGGGCAAGGCCAAGCAGAUCUACGACAAGCAAGUGGAGCCAAUUCUCGACCUUGUCGGUCUAAAGCGAGAAGUCAUUCUAACUCAACGUGCCGACCAUGCUCGUGACACUAUACAAGAGCUGGGCGAAGCGUGGAAGACUAUUGACGGAGUCGUCAGUGUUGGAGGAGAUGGUCUAUUCAAUGAAGUAUUAUACUCCAGUAUCAUAAGGUAAGUUCCAACUAGACAUACUUAAUAAGAUACGAUGUAACGAAGAAAAACUAUUCAGGAUGAAAGUAAUAUUCAGCUAUAACUAUCCAUUUUCAGGACCCAGUCUGAGAACGAGAAGGACAUAAACGACGUGAACGUGGACCAGCUUGUCACUCCCACCUUCCGUUUUGGUAUUAUUGGUGCAGGUUCCGCAAACUCAAUAGUAUCUUCAGUGCAUGGUGUUGACGACUGUCCUACUGCAGCUAUACACAUUGCCAUUGGAAGCCGAUGUGCUGUAGAUGUGUGCACCGUGCACGAAGGCCCUAAGCUAUCCCGAAUAUCCGCUAACGCAAUAUCGUACGGAUGGUUGGGUGAUGUGUUACACGACUCUGAACGGUACCGUUACAUGGGACCAGUGAGGUACCAAUGGUCAGGUAAGUUAUGAGAACAGUGGAUUGUGACUUAUAUUAUAGCAUUAAGAACCACGGUCAGGCAUCCUUCAUAUUGUGGACGUGUAUCGUUCGCAGUAACCGAGAAGUCAAAUGAGAAAGUACAGCUACCUCAAUGUAAAUCGCCAUGUUCAAUAUGUCAAGGGUAAGUUCCUUACUUAAAGCUCACAAGGAUUUAGGCGUGAACAGCCCGACCCUAAUCUACCGUACCACUGGCAAACCGACUUCACUCAUUGUAUAUGUUGUGUCAUACCAUGUGUGAGCCCUUUUACUCCUUACGGAUUAGCGCCAUAUGCUGGAGUUGGCGAUGGUACCAUGGACCUUGCAUUGGUGCCCAAAGUCAGUAGAUGUCAGAAUCUACAGAUCAUGAGGACCGUCUCCAUGUACGGAGGAAAGGAACUGCUACCUCGAGGACUUAACCUUAAAGUUUACCGAGUCAAGAGAUGGUCGUACACACCUUCGGCUUUGCUAAACCCAGAAGAACCCAAGGACGAGGACAACGUAAAGCAAGGAAGCUGGAAUCUGGAUGGAGAGAUCCUUCCUCAACCAACCGACAAGAUCUUGCACUUCAGGUAAGACCUUAUUCAUUACAGCCAUCGGCUGUUAACCUACGUGUAUUAAGCUUCUUCAAACGGAAACUGUAAUAACAUAAUUUCAGGCUGCACCCUAUGCUUAUCAGCUACUUUGGUCGCGAGCUGGACCUUGACGAUCCUCGCUAUCAGAAAUGUCACUGUUGCCAUUGUCCCACCAAGUUUUCUAAUCUCGUCGUUAUCAGCUAA
Messenger RNA from Bursaphelenchus okinawaensis, 2020 nucleotides. The record is from the annotation of a GenBank genome assembly. Lineage: Eukaryota; Metazoa; Nematoda; Chromadorea; Rhabditida; Aphelenchoididae.